Molecule: messenger RNA, 2526 nt
Organism: Triticum turgidum subsp. durum (durum wheat)
Lineage: Eukaryota; Viridiplantae; Streptophyta; Magnoliopsida; Poales; Poaceae
Source: the annotation of a GenBank genome assembly
AUGGAUUAUGAUAACUCUAGAAGACACAAUCAAAGUACUUCCAAAAAGAGGACUCGUUUCAAUUCUGAUGAUGGAAAGAGGAAACGGCUAAACUACAGGCAGGAUGGCGGACAUAUGUCCUCUCAGCCAAUAGAAACCGUUUACAGGAUAUUGUGCCCAGGAAAAAAGAUCGGCGGUGUCUUGGGGAGAGGUGGUCAUGUUGUUAAGGCCCUUAGAGACGAGACUAAAGCAAAGAUACGGGUUGCUGAUUCUAUUCCUGGUGCAGAUGAGAGAGUAAUUAUCAUAUUUGAUUACCAAAAUAACUCCGAACAAGCUAGUCAAAAUAUUUCUAAUAUUGAUGGCCCAGAGAACAUGAAGCCCCAUUGUUUUGCUCAAGAUGCGUUGUUGAAGAUACAUGAUAAGAUUGCUGCUGAUGAAGAUUCCAACGAUGGAGUUACCUGUGAGAAUUCUGAAACUGCUGGUGAUGUGACUUCCCGAAUUUUGGUUCCAGGCAAUCAAGUUGGCUGCCUGCUAGGAAAAGGUGGCUCUAUUAUACAACAAUUGCGAAAUGAUACCAGUGCAGGGAUCCGGGUCUUACCAUCCGAAAACCUUCCUCAGUGUGCACUUAAGAGUGAUGAAUUGGUGCAGAUAUCUGGUGCACCUUCUCUUGUAAGAAAAGCUCUCUACGAGAUAUCUACUCGUCUCCAUCGGCAUCCUCGUAAAGAAAAUCCAUCUCUUGAAGAAAUUAUAGAUGCAAGCACACAAAGGAAGCGCGAGUCUCCACCACCGCUACCACAUGAAAAUCACAUGUUACCACACCUGCAUGUGGAUCAUCCACCACCAAUGCCCUUGCUUGAUCCAUAUAGAAACGGACCAUUGCAAUAUCCUGUUCCUGAACCAGAAGAGUUUUCUAUUAAAAUUCUGUGCGCUUCUGAGCUUAUUGGACCUGUUAUUGGCAGAAGUGGGGCAAAUGUUCGGCAGUUAGAGCAGCAGACUGGUGCUCGCAUUAUGGUUCAGGAAUUGCACAAAGAUGCUUCUGGAGAAAGGUUGAUUGUUAUUUCAUCCAAGGAGAUUCCGGCUGAUCCAGUAUCCCCAACAAUUGAGGCACUUAUUUUGCUCCAUAGUAAAGUAAGUGAGAGCAAAGUAAGUGAACCUUCAGUAAGUGCACCUUCAGAAAGUGCACCUUCUGAGGAGCACAAAUUGGUUACAAGACUUGUUGUACCAUCAAAAAAAGUUGGUUGUAUUAUUGGGGAAGGUGGGAAGGUAAUUACUGAAAUGAGAAGGCGUAUUGGGGCUGAAAUCCGAGUUUAUUCAAAAGCAGACAAACCAAAGUACUUAUCUUUUCACGAUGAGCUUGUGCAGGUUUGUUUCUUGACUUGUUAUUAUGCUGUUACAUGUGUUCCGAGCUUUCAGGUUUCUGGGUCUCCAGAUAUUGCAAGAGAAGCCCUCACAGAGAUUGCUUCGAGGCUUAGAAAUAGAAUCCUCAGAGAUGGAAUUUCCUCUUUUGAUGGUCCUCCUGCUGAUAUAUUUCCUAGCAGGGAUUUCACACUGUAUGGAAGACCUGCCAAUCCACCAUAUGGAAGGCUUGCCAAUGAUACCCCUUAUGGAAGGCCUGCUAAUGAUACCCCUUAUGGAAGGCCUGCUAAUGAUUCCCCAUAUCAAAGGCGGCUUGCCAUUGAUCAACCAUACGGGCUUGCCAGUGAUUCACUGUAUGGAAGACCUGCCAAUGAUCCACUAUAUGGAAGACCAGCCAAUGAUCCACCAUAUGGAAGACCAGCCAAUGAUCCACCAUAUGGAAGACCAGCCAACGAUGCAUCAUAUGGGAGACCUGCCAACGAUGCACCAUAUGGGAGACCUGCCAACGAUACACCAUAUGGGAGACCAAACAAUAAACCCCAUGAUUCAGUAGAUUAUUUCUCUAAAAGAAGAGAGUAUCCUAGUGGAAGUCCAUUUGCUAGCGACGCUCCACCAUCUGCUUCUUAUGAUAGAUAUGCAGCAUCUGCUCGCUUGCCUACUAGAGAAAUGCCCUUGCCUGUUAGUCCUGGUGCUGAUUAUAUGUCGCAUCGUUCUUAUCAUGACCAUAUGCCUACUGAUAGCUAUUCUAGUAGAGGCAUGCAGCAAUUAGGCCUCUCAAGAGCUGGGAAUAGUAAUAUGCAACAAUUAGGCGUCACCAGAGCCGGAAAUUCCAAUGCUUAUGAUUACACUGAGGCUGCCGGGCAGAUGCAUGGACGUGAGGAUUAUCAAAGAGUGGCAGAUGUUACAGGGUAUUCAAGUAGCUCUGUUGAACUGAGGAUUCCAAAUAGUUCUCUGGAAUCUAUUGUUGGAGCUGGUGGUGUCAAUCUAGCAGAGAUCCGCCAGAUCUCUGGUGCAAGAAUGAAGUUGCUUGAAGCCCGUCCUGGUUCUUCGGAAUCCAUCAUGGAGAUCCAAGGUAUGCCGGACCAAGUGAGAGUGGCGCAGAGCCUUCUGCAAGGCUUCAUUGGUGCCAACAGCCAGAGCGUGCAGCCAUCCCAGUCUUCUCGCGACGUCCAUUACCCAAGGUGGAACUAA